Molecule: messenger RNA, 1205 nt
Organism: Rubroshorea leprosula
Lineage: Eukaryota; Viridiplantae; Streptophyta; Magnoliopsida; Malvales; Dipterocarpaceae
Source: the annotation of a GenBank genome assembly
AUUUAAAAGGUCUACAAGUUGAUCAGCAAUUGAAGGCAAGAACCCAGAAUGGCACAAGGAGAAGCCUUCAUGGAGUUGAAACAAGUUUUGGGCAUGAAGAGAGGAGAUGGAGAAAACAGCUACGUCAAGACUUCAUUACUCACGCAAAAAAUCGCAGCCAUGAGCAUGCCUAUGGUCGAUAGAGUGGUUCAAUCUCUCUUCCGAAGUCCUAAUCUUUUCUCUUGUGACGUACUCAACAUUGCAGAUUUGGCUUGCUCUUCUGGUCCAAACACGUUUCUAGUGAUGUCAACAAUGUUGCAGAGCAUAGCUAACAAGUGCAGUGAGCUCAAAAUCCAGAUACCAGAAAUUCAAUUUUACCUCACUGAUCUACCCUCUAAUGAUUUCAACACACUGUUCAAGGGUCUUUCUGUUUUCAGUCAAAAAUACGUCGAUCAGUAUUCUUGUUUCUUCGCAGCAGUUUCUGGUUCUUAUCAUGGCCGGAUUUUUCCUCGGAACAAGUUGCAUCUUGCUCAUUGCUCUUACGGACCACAUUGGUUCUCUAGGGUCCCCAGAAUUGUCACCGAAGGGGGAUUGCCUCUCAACAGGGGAAAUAUUUACAUAUCUAAAACGAGUCCUUUUGAGGUAAGGCAAGCAUAUCUUUCUCAAUUUCAAGAAGACUUCCUCUCCUUCUUGAAAUCCAGGUCUUUAGAGUUGGUACCUGACGGUCUAAUGCUUCUGGUACUCCCUGGACGGGAAUCCGAGGAUCCAACAUGCAUAAGCUUCUGCUACACAUGGGACGUUUUAUCCCAAGCCAUAGCUGAGUUGGUUAAACAGGGAUUGAUUGAAGAAGAGAAAUUAGACAGUUUCAACGUGCCACUCUACGCUCCAUGGCAAGAGGAAGUUCGAGAAGUAGUGGAGAAGGAGGGGUCUUUUACAACAGAGCAUCUCGAAACGAUGGCGAUGGAGAUUCGAGGCACGAGUUUAUGGCCAACACCGGAACACAGGGCGAAGGAUGCCAGGUCCUUUACGGAGUCAAUGAUUUCAGCGCAAUUUGGAGAAGAUGUAACAGACAAGCUAUACGAUAAGUUCAAAGAGAUUCAAGUUGCGAGUUGCAUGCAAGGAAGAGAACCAACACACGCCAUCAGCAUUGUCCUUGUGCUAAGGAAGAAAAUAACCUAAACCUAAGAAUCCACACUAUUAGUUUCUAAUAACCCGUUGGGUUUAAG